AUGUCAAAAGUUUUUCGUAUGCUGAUUAUUGGGGCUCCGGCUUCAGGAAAGGGCACCAUUUCUGGUCGAAUUGUAAAAAGGUUCAAUUUCCAGCAUAUUUCCAGUGGAGAUUUGCUGAGGUGGAAUAUGGAUAAGAAAACGGCGUUGGGUGUAGAAGCAGCAAAGUAUGUGAAUGAGGGUAAAUUGGUACCAGAUGAUUUGAUAAUAUCCUGUGUGGCUGAUAAACUGAGUGAGAAAACAGAACCGAGAAUUCUCCUGGAUGGAUUUCCAAGAACCAGGCCACAAGCUGAGAAAUUGUCCUCGGUGAUGCCACUGGAGGCUGUCGUUAAUCUCAAUGUCCCGUAUGAGGUGAUUAUCGAAAGGGCCAAGAGUCGUUGGAUUCACUUGCCAAGUGGAAGAGUCUACAAUAUUGGCUUCAAUGAGCCUAAAGUGCCCUUCAAGGAUGAUGAAACUGGAGAAGAUCUUGUACAGCGACCAGAUGAUCAUCCAGAUGCUGUAAAAAAACGUCUGGAGAUCUAUGACAGCAUCACGAAGCCAGUGUUAGAGUACUACAAAAAUCAGGGAAUAAUUGUGGAGUUCUGGGGAAAGACUAGUGAUGCCAUUUGGCCAAAUGUCGAACAAUUCCUUGCCAAGAGUUUAAGCAACACAGAGACUGAGACGCAAAAGACAGCUAUCUAAUUUUAGGGAGCGCACAUUUAUUAAUAAAUUUAGCCACAAAUUGGAGUACAACUUGGGAUGGGGUCAAAAGUAACAAAGAAAUUUAUAAAUUUAAAUGCAGUAUUUUCUUGCUCAAUAAACUUCCAUGAAGGGAAA
This is a messenger RNA of Phlebotomus papatasi, 813 nucleotides long. It is a transcript of the gene Ak3, whose product is annotated as GTP:AMP phosphotransferase AK3, mitochondrial. The transcript has a single exon. Bases 1 to 678 code for a protein of 225 amino acids. Gene Ontology annotation, molecular function: ATP binding; AMP kinase activity. Lineage: Eukaryota; Metazoa; Arthropoda; Insecta; Diptera; Psychodidae. The record is from RefSeq and is a predicted model, not a curated record. Gene Ontology annotation, biological process: nucleobase-containing compound metabolic process. Gene Ontology annotation, cellular component: mitochondrion; cytoplasm.